UUCAAACCACAACGACCCUUAGCCCGGCAUCUCCUUAUGAUUAGGGAUCAUAAGGCUCCUGCUGGCCCCAGACCAGCUGCGCAGUCCCCGACUCGAUCGUGCGUUAUCCCGUUCAUCUCGCCUCUUCCAGCCUACAACAAUACAAAAGAUACUAUACAAUUGAGAUCACUUCGUCCGGAAUAAACCGCUGACUCUACUUGCCUCAUAUCAGGACCAAGGAGAAUAUCCACCCCGUAAACCGAAUUGACAACGAGCCAAUGCUUCAUGCGUCGUCCUCCAACAACCAUUCACUCUUCUCCUUCGGUCGGAAUGGAGCCCAGAGUGACAUAGACGAUACCACGACGACUUCCUUCGAUUUCUUACCCUCCGUCAGUUUCGAUGAUCUCCAAAGCAGUCUCGAAUCAGCGUCUACCGAUUUCAAGUUGACCCAGUUCCCGUCGCCAUCCGGUCAAGGGAGCAUUCUUGACGAGAAACCCUCAGACAGAAUGGCCGGCCAAUCUUCAGGUGCCGCUGCCCAGAAUGGCGCGACGGCGCGCGUGGGAGCCCAGCCAAACCCUACUCCCAACACGGCUACUAGGCCGUCCAGGUCUGGAUCUAUACUAAGGAGACCGAGCACGUCAAAUCGACAAGUUAGCAACGGAUCUGUCGUAUCUGUGUCUUCGAGCAUAAUUGACGCGCCAACUGCACCCGCUGCGAUGAGGAAUCGACGCCAAAGUCACUACCCCCCGGUUUCCAAUAGCAAUAUUGGUAAACCGCCAAGGAAGUCAAUCGGUCCAGGGGGGGUUAUUGAUGCUGAUUAUGGUAGUAGAGGAGGGCAAAAAAGGCGACCGAGUGUGAUAUCAAAUGCUUCUGAUAGAGGUAUUGGGGAUUCGACCCGAACAUCAAUCGAUAUCGCUACUGGACAAACAGGUGAUACGACGAGAAUCGUUACAAAUUCACGAACUACAAAGGCUCGUUCAGUACAGCCUCCGUCGUCUAGGGUAUCAGCAAAUUUGUCAGCUAGUACAGCCAGCACAAAUACUCUCGCUCCAGAACAGAAUCGUGUAUCAACUGCGUUUCCACGAUCGCCAAGAGGUGCCGGCAAAGGCUCCACGCCUAAUUCAGCGAGAAGGAUGUCUGUAAUGCCUGGUUCCCAUGCCACCGGUCUUGGUGCUAGAACCAUCUCGCCAACCGACGCACAACGAAUGAAGCGUAUGUCGAUCCAUCCAGGUCAAGAUAUGCCACAGAUUACGAAUGCGCCGCCACCACCCAUAGACGUUCGCCCUCACUCACGGUCGCCUUCGAUGAUCCCGCGAAAGACAUCCACACCUUCGUCUUUGAGAACAACUCCAGAGGUUACUAAUAGGAAAUCGUACAGCUCGGGGUUGUCGGUUAAUUCGACAAACAGUUUCAACACGCAUCGAACCUCGACGGGUUCAAUACAGCGAGCAUUCCCUCAAGGCGGUCCAACAUCUAGGCUUCCCGCCCCAAAGACCUUAAUUGUACAUAAUCCGCCCCCUGGUGAAGAGGAAGAAGAUGUACCGCCUGUACCUGCAAUUCCCAAGGUUUACGAAUCGCCCAAGGAUUCACCAGCAGAACUAUCAUUCCUCGAUAAGAAAAAGUCGACUUAUGGGUUCGAUACAAGUAGUAUUCAUAGCAAUUCUACCGGAACUCCUUCAGGUACUCCAUCGCUAGAGCCAACGAAAAAGUCGCAACGCAAACCCAAUACUCGAAAACAUGCUCCACGAAAAACUCUAGGUGGUCCUACCUCGGACAUCGAGCAAAAGCUCAAUGGCAGCCAGUCUAAGAAGAAUCUGCAACCUUUACGACUUCCUCCACUCAAUCUUGGCCCAUUAAGCAUACCUACCGAGGCAAAGAUCGCAGCUCUGCGAGACUCAGGUGAAGAUAGCGGGAAAUUGAGCCCGCCGCUUUCACGAACCAUUCCAAAAACACCCACAACACCAAUGACUGCGUCUAAAAGCACAUUCUUUUCCCGAAAUCGUGGGGGUAGAGAUCCGGAGAAGUCUGCACCGCGUAGUAAUAGCUCUAUUCAUCAUAGUCGGAUAGAAAGCCCAAGUGGAGGAAAUGGGACAAGCUCUUCCGAAUCGCCCUUGGAAGCUACUUCGAAGAACCGGAUUCGCAAAGUCCCUGCCUCGCCUCUUGCAUCGGUCGCUUCGAAGAAUAAUGCAUUCGGAAGUCAAUUAACGAAGUCGAAGACGCUUGGGGAUAUAACGUAUCCGACCACGGUCGAUACUAUUAUUGAGGCCAGGCCUCCGCAGAAGCCAUCUGGUCCACGCGCUCAAAAAUUGACGAAGCCAGCCGCUAAACCAGCUCCAGAACCGAGUCCCGAAGAGCCCCCAACACCAUCCUCAAUGAGUAAUUUGAGGAGGAAGUUAAGUUUGUCGUGGAAGAGGAGUAACUCUAAGAGUAGUCAUCACGCAUCUUCUGGGUCUGUUGAUAAGGCCGCUGAGAAGCACACACGACAAGAUAGUAUGCCACCCCCACGAAUCCCAGUCUCUGCGUCGAUGAACGUCAAUUCUACAAAAGCAUCGAGUCCCAGUCAUGCCGCGAAGCCUUUGGGAACGUAUCUAGAAACCAGGCGCAGGAAGAGUUCUGCAUCCAGCCUAAAUACCAUGUUCACCCAAAAGAGCCGUAGCGAUGCAUGGACAAGUUCGAAGGAAGAUAUCGGUAACCACUCUAUGAUUGAGACCUCGUCACAAUCUCGCAAUCCGUCGGUGCAGAAGAUCGUCCGCCCGAGACCGUCGGCAGCGUCGAUUAGACGCCAGGAAUUGUACACCACCGAGCUGGACAAAGACGACUUGGUUGCUGAGGACGAAAUGAAGAAGCUAGCAUUGAGGAAGAAAGAGACGGAAAUCGCGGCUCGAACAUUAGAUGCGCUGCGCAAGAGGGCGACACCGAAGGAACGCGUUGGACCUCACGAAGCAAUCCGAAUAGCCAUGUUGAACAUAUACGAAAAGGGCGAGAUUGUAGAUUAUAACGACGUCUACUUCUGUGGAACCCAAAACGCGAGCAAAGUCAUUGGCGAUUUGAAUUCAAAUCUACCAAAUUUUGGUUACGACGACGAACGUGGUGAUUACACGAUCGUUCCAGGUGACCAUCUCGCAUAUCGCUAUGAGAUUGUUGAUGUUCUCGGGAAAGGCAGUUUCGGUCAGGUGGUGAGGUGUAUCGACCACAAAACUGGUGUGCUUGUCGCGGUGAAGAUCAUCCGCAAUAAGAAGAGGUUCCACCAACAAGCUCUUGUCGAAGUCAAUAUCCUUCAAAAGCUUCGCGAAUGGGAUCCUCAUAACAAGUACAGCAUGGUCAACUUCACCCAUAGCUUCUAUUUCCGUGGCCAUCUAUGCAUAUCAACCGAACUACUCGACAUGAACCUCUAUGAAUUUAUCAAAUCUAACGCUUUCCGUGGUUUCUCUCUCAAGCUUAUAAGACGGUUUACAAAGCAGAUGCUGAGCUCACUCAAUCUCCUUAAACAACACAAGGUGAUUCACUGUGAUCUUAAACCGGAAAACAUCCUACUUCGUCAUCCUAUGCAUUCUGAGAUAAAGGUCAUCGAUUUCGGCUCUAGUUGUUUUGAGAACGAAAAAGUUUACACCUACAUCCAGUCCCGUUUCUACCGGUCUCCUGAGGUCAUUCUGGGAAUGACUUACGGAUUGCCAAUUGAUAUGUGGAGUUUGGGUUGCAUUCUAGCUGAGUUGUAUACCGGUGUUCCUAUCUUCCCCGGUGAAAAUGAGCAAGAACAGCUGGCUUGCAUCAUGGAAGUGUUUGGGCCCCCGGAGAAACACUUGAUUGAAAAGAGUACGAGAAAGAAGCUAUUCUUUGAUUCAAUGGGCAAACCGCGCUUGACGGUAUCUUCCAAGGGCAGGAGGCGUCGCCCGUCCUCCAAAACACUUCAGCAAGCCAUUAAAUGUGAUGACGAACCUUUUCUUGAUUUCCUUGCUCGUUGCUUGCGAUGGGAUCCCGAUCGCCGCCUUAAGCCGGAAGAGGCCAUACGCCACGAAUUUAUUACAGGCCAAAAGACUUCGGUUCCUGUCCCUAGGACACGGGAAUCUUCGCCGGUCAAGCGCCACAACACCAUUUCAACACCACGACCCUUACCGGAGCCGCCAGCACCCGGCAAAAACGGUCCAACUCUACGCCCACGAGAGGCGAAUAAUAUUAGUCCUUUGAAAUCCACUGCUGGCGCCAGGCGAACCUCCAACUUCACCGGUCCAUCAGCUGCAACUGGCGGUGCUAAACGAACUAGCGGAGGAACUUCUGCCACAACAGGAGGCAGUAACCUCCCUCGCGUGGCGGGUCGAAGUGCUAGUGGUAAACAAGACCUAGCCUCAGCAGGGGCAAAUGUUGCUAUGAGUCGACGAGCUUGAAUGAACAAAUGUUAGCAUACUAGGUUUCUAACCUCGGAUCCCAACAUGCUUUAUGAGAUUAAUUGGUUAUUUCUUUUCGAGGGCAUACCACAGCGCGGACAACCCCGCCUCUACGUUUAUAGGUCUGUUUCGAACGGAGGCGAGAUAUGUUGUAAAUGACUCGAAGUCGCUGCUAGCAAAGGGCGAGUGUCACGAUCACGUCCAAAUAG
Molecule: messenger RNA, 4570 nt
Organism: Hypoxylon trugodes
Lineage: Eukaryota; Fungi; Ascomycota; Sordariomycetes; Xylariales; Hypoxylaceae
Exons: 2
Coding region: 258-4361 (1367 amino acids)
Biological process (GO): peptidyl-serine phosphorylation; peptidyl-threonine phosphorylation
Molecular function (GO): ATP binding; protein serine/threonine kinase activity
Source: RefSeq, a predicted model, not a curated record